Messenger RNA from Agelaius phoeniceus (red-winged blackbird), 3075 nucleotides. RefSeq names its product SH3 domain containing GRB2 like 1, endophilin A2 (gene SH3GL1). Gene Ontology annotation, molecular function: protein binding. Gene Ontology annotation, cellular component: cytoplasm; presynapse; glutamatergic synapse. NCBI's taxonomy places the organism in Eukaryota, Metazoa, Chordata, Aves, Passeriformes, Icteridae. The record is from RefSeq and is a predicted model, not a curated record. Gene Ontology annotation, biological process: synaptic vesicle uncoating.
GCGGAGCGUCCUGAGGCUCCCGAGGCUCCCGCCGCCCCCGCUCCAGGUCCUGCCGCCCGCACACCGGCUCCCCGCCGCCACCGGGCCAGGCAGCGGCACCGGCACCAUGUCGGUGGCGGGGCUGAAGAAGCAGUUCUACAAAGCGACCCAGCUGGUCAGCGAGAAGGUCGGAGGGGCCGAAGGGACCAAGUUAGAUGAUGACUUCAAGGAGAUGGAAAAGAAAGUGGACGUGACCAGCAAGGCUGUCACAGAAGUGCUGACCAGAACCAUAGAGUACCUCCAGCCCAACCCAGCUUCCAGAGCCAAGCUCACCAUGCUCAACACGAUGUCCAAGAUCCGCGGGCAGGUGAAGAACCCCGGCUACCCCCAGUCCGAGGGGCUGCUGGGGGAGUGCAUGAUCCGCUAUGGGAAGGAGCUGGGAGAGGAUUCCAACUUUGGGGACGCGCUCCUCGACGCCGGCGAAUCCAUGAAGCGCCUGGCGGAGGUGAAGGACUCGCUGGACAUCGAGGUCAAACAAAACUUCAUUGAUCCCCUGCAGAACCUGUGUGACAAGGACCUGAAAGAGAUCCAGCACCACCUCAAGAAGCUGGAAGGGAGGCGCCUGGACUUCGACUACAAGAAGAAGCGGCAGGGCAAGAUCCCCGACGAGGAGCUGCGACAGGCCAUGGAGAAGUUUGAGGAGUCCAAGGAAGUGGCAGAGACCAGCAUGCACAACCUCCUGGAGACAGAUAUCGAGCAGGUGAGCCAGCUGUCAGCCCUGGUGGAUGCCCAGCUGGAUUACCACAGGCAGGCCGUGCAGAUCCUGGACGAGCUGGCCGAGAAGCUCAAGCGCAGGAUGAGGGAGGCCUCCUCACGUCCCAAGCGGGAAUACAAACCCAAGCCCAGGGAGACCUACGACUUCAGGGAGCCUGACCAGUCCAACGGGGGCUUCUCCUGCAACCCCACCCCCAAAGCCUCAGCAGCUUCCGCCUCUUUCCGGUCGGACAAGCCGUCCCGGGCCUCCGUCAGGAGUAUCCCCCCCCUGGACCAGCCCUGCUGCAAAGCCCUCUACGACUUCGAGCCCGAGAACGACGGCGAGCUGGGCUUCAAGGAGGGCGACAUCAUCACCCUGACGAACCAGAUCGACGAGAACUGGUACGAGGGGAUGAUCCACGGCCAGUCCGGCUUCUUCCCGCUCAACUACGUGGAAGUGCUGGUCCCGCUACCUCAGUGAAACGGCGCCGCUCCGCCCCGAGUGUCCCGAGCUCCAUUCCAGCUCCAGCCCCGCCCUCCCCGCCUCCCCUCGGGGCCAGGCGCUACCAGGGAACAAACCAGAAGGGUCCCACGGCCCCUUCCCCACGUGAAUUUGGUUCUUUUCUUUUUUUUUUUUUCUUUUUUUUGUCCUUCUGGUGCUUGAACUUCGGUACUUUGUGCGCCCCCAGCCCCGGCCGUGCCACCGGCACUGCCCUGUCCCUGUCCUUGUCCCUGUCCCUCCCCACUUCCCGUCUUUCCUGUGGGUCCAGCGCGUGGAUGAGGCAGGUGGGAGAGCCAGGAUGUGUCCCAGGACGGGUGGCACAGCCAGGAUGUGUCCUGGGCACAGGUGACACAGCCAGGAUGUGUCCCAGGCACAGGGGUGACCCCAGUGGCACAGCCAGGAUAUGUCCUGGGUUCAGGGGGCACAGCCAGGAUGUGUCCUGGGCACAGGGGGCACAGCCAGGAUGUGUCCCAGGACGGGUGGCACAGCCAGGAUGUGUCCUGGGCACGGGUGGCACAGCCAGGAUGUGUCCUGGGCACAGGGAUGGCCCCAGGGCAGGGCAGCCCCAGCCCCACCUUCCCGCCCCAGCCAAGGCUGCCCCUGUCCCCAUGGAUCCCAGAGGGAUCCCAGAGGGAUCAGGGGAGGGGAGCUGGGGCACAGCAACACUAAAACACCCAGAGAACACUAACACAGCCCUGCAGGGCAGGAGCUGAGCCCUGCCUGGGGCUCAGAGCCAUCCCUGGCGCUCAGAGCCAUCCCUGCCCACCCUGGAGGGACAGCAGGGAUGUCCCCUGCCCGCCUGGCCCCCUCCCCACAGAGCUCAACCCCAGGACGGGGGGCUGCUCCUUCUGCCCGUGGUUUUUUCCUGGACCUCAGGCUUUUCCUGCUCCAAACUCUCCCAAGUCAGUCCCACCUGGAGGAUCACCUGCAAGGGGAGGAGCUGGGCCAUAGCCCAGGCUGUCUCUGUGGUGGGGCAGAGGUCACAGCUCCUCUGCCCUUCCUGGGAAUCCCUCCUGUGGCUGGAGCUCACCUGGCCCUCAGGUGCCUUCCCUGCACCCCCAGCCUGCCCCAGGCACCCUCCCUGGGGCCCAGGCCCCCUCUGCCCCUGCACUGCUGGGAGAAGGGAUGGUUCAUCUCGGUGGCUCUUCUGCCAGCCCUUCUCCCUCAGCUGUUCUUUCCCUGGCCAGGAGGUGGGCACGGGCUUGGGGUGGGGCUGCAGGGCAGCAUUUGCUGGGCUCUGUGGUGUCCCUCGCUGCAAAAGCGGGUUCUGCCUCUCGUGGGGCUGGGAUGGGCCCUGCUGGGUGAGCCCCAGCUGUGCAGGGCUGUGCUGCAGCACCCCUGUCCCUGUCCCUGUCCCUGUCCCUGCUGCUCUGUGAGCCCCAGCUGUGCAGGGCUGUGCUGCAGCACCCCUGUCCCUGUCCCUGUCCCUGUCCCUGUCCCUGCUGCUCCUGCUCCCGUUCUCUGUAAGGAUUUGGUCCGUGCAUGUCCACGUGUGUCUGACCCCCCCAGCAGUGACCCCGGCCCCGGGGGGGGGCACAGGGCAGCCCCCCCUGCUCCCAGCAGGGCAGGGAGCCCAGGGGACCGGAGUCCUGGGGGCCCUUCCCUCUGUCCCCUCCCCGGUGGGGGACACUGGCUCCCGCUCAGGUGGAUUGAAAUGCGUUCUCUCAGCUGGGACACCUUGCUAGAUCUUUUUUUUUGGGUUUUGUUUGUUUUGGGUUAUUUUGGUUUUUUGUUUUUUUUUUUUUAAUGGUUUCUCCUGGUUUUUAGGGGAAAGAAAUGAUGACCCACAAUUCUUGACUUGUAUCUCUGAAUGAAAGUAUUAAAUGUUUUCUUCUUUCUAA